Molecule: messenger RNA, 2142 nt
Organism: Fomitopsis serialis
Lineage: Eukaryota; Fungi; Basidiomycota; Agaricomycetes; Polyporales; Fomitopsidaceae
Exons: 8
Coding region: 12-2108 (698 amino acids)
Source: RefSeq, a predicted model, not a curated record
GCAUACUUGAAAUGCGCCUCCCAGCGGGUUCAUUCUUUGCGCCGAACUACUCCCUAGACCAUUCCCUCGAGAUGCGACCGUACGAUUUCCGCGCAGCGACCCUCCUAUCGCUCACCUCAUCGUGGUUGUUUCCUCUUGCCUUGUGUUCCGUGCUUACCGCUUAUAACGUACAAGGACCCUUGACUGUCGGCUCCGCGACAUCGACGAGUGAUACUGCAGCAGGAACAGCCAUGUACGACCCCCCAUAUGGGUCUUAUAGCGGCUAUGCUGCGUACAACCCCAUCGUCCUCGCGCCGCCUGCCGUCCCUUCUAACUUGUCGACUCGAUACGAUCUGGUGCUGCCGGGAAGCGCCUCCGAUGUCCAAGGACUGAGCAUCCCGCAAAGUGGUUCGUUCUUAGGCUUUUCAGUCGAGAUGUCGGUAGCCACCCAAGUCAUUGGCAUCAACGCCUCAUUUCUACAGGUGUCUUUCUUAAACCUUAUGCAACUUGUAGCGCAACGUGGCGGAAGCGUCAACGUUCGUGUAGGGGGUAAUACUCAAGAUUACGCGGUCGAAGUCACAGAAGUCACAGACAAUCGUGGCAUAUGCAUCAAAAAGGACAUCGACGACACUCGUAAUCCAACAGACACACCGACUCUGCUUUUCACACCCGAAUUGCUCUACAUGCUAUCGAACGUAUCCGCGCUCGUCAAUGUCAAUUGGUGGCUCGGCAUCCCAUUCAAUGACACCUCCAAUUGGCGACUGGGAAUCGCCGAGACCGGCGAAGCUGUCCUCGGCGACAGGUUGCUGGGGUUCCAGGUCGGUAACGAACCCGACCUUUACGCCUUGCACGGGCACCGGGCUGCAAACUACAGCGUCUGGGACUAUUUUGGGGAGUUCGCUGAGAUCGUCGAAGCGAUUGCUGCCGACGACAACAUACCGAUGCGUAACAACCUCAUCGCACCGAGCGUGAGCGGAACAUGGACGCCCGAAGAUGUCUGGAACACCGGCUUUCUGACGUCAUAUGAUUCGAGCCUCGGUGCUCUAGCUGUUGAAAAGUAUCCUGACGACAACUGCGCUGCCCUAUAUCCCGGCGGUGAUUUCGGCCCCGCAAAGGACCCACAAGGCGUAUUCGCCAAUUAUCUCAAUCACACGUCCGGCCAAUUGUUGGUUCAGCCCUACCUCGCGUCUACAGCGCUAGCCCAACAAAAUGGGAAGCCGUUCUACAUGUUUGAAACGAACACAGCGAGCUGCGGAGGCUUUCCGGGCGUCAGCGACAGUUUCGGUGCGGCUUUAUGGGCAGCCGACUACGCUCUGCAGAUGGCAUACAGCAAUUUCUCAGCUGCAAAUCUUCACGUUGGCGGCCUGAGCGAUUCAUAUAACCCCUUCAUCCCACCGCCAACGAAUGAGUCAUUGUUCCAGGGCUGGACGAUCGGUCCGGUAUUUUACUCCGUACUGGCCGUAGCAGAGGCUCUCGGCUCCUCCAACACUUCCCGCGUGAUUGACCUCAAUGCCAACAAUGGCAGCAUCUACACGCCCGCGUACGCUAUCUACGAGAACAACGCCCUCGCAAGGCUAGCGCUCUUCAACUACGUCUCGGAUGCCAGUGGGGCUAGUAAUGUCACUGCGACCAUUUCUAUCGAUGGCGGUCGAAUGGGCGAGCAAGUAAGCACCCCGCAAACCGUGAAGAUCAAGUACCUCGCGGCAGAAAGUGUUGCCGUCAAGGAGAAUAUCACUUGGGCGGGUCAGACCCUAGGCAGUCGAUUCGAAGUCGAUGGCCGCCUCAAAGGCGGAGAGAAUGUGCAGACCGUGCAGUGCGAUACGUCCUCCGGCACUUGUCAAGUGAACGUUCCCGCACCGGGGUUGGCCCUCGUCUUCCUCUCCGACACCGCCUACGAGGAGGUCGAGCCAAGCAGCGUGGUUACGUUUGCGACCACGUCUGUAACCAACCCACUUGUGACUGUGACCGUCAACCCAAGCGUGCUUUCCACAUCGAACGGGAACGGAAGCAUCGUCCUCGGGGCUACGGACCACAGCAACAGAGCGGUGCCGAGAGGUAGUGUGGGUGUCGGUUUGUCGGUUCUCCUUGCAGCAGCGACGAGCUUUGUGUUGCUCAAGCGAAUGGUGUGAGUGAUGGCAGUUAGUGCUGUAUGGACAUCGGAAU